This is a messenger RNA of Penicillium angulare, 804 nucleotides long. Its product is annotated as CFEM domain-containing protein. NCBI's taxonomy places the organism in Eukaryota, Fungi, Ascomycota, Eurotiomycetes, Eurotiales, Aspergillaceae. The transcript is spliced from 4 exons. Bases 1 to 804 code for a protein of 267 amino acids. The record is from RefSeq and is a predicted model, not a curated record.
AUGAAGUCAUUCUCCAUUGCCUUGAGCAUGCUGGCCGCGGCCAGCAUGGCCUCCGCCGCCGGUGUCUCUGCUUCAGACUGCGCUCAAAUGUGUGUCAGCAAUAUGAAGGCCAAGGCUUCCGAGCUUGGAUGUUCUGCCAACGACAUGGCUUGCCUGUGCAAGAGCGAGGACUUCUCGAACGGCAUUCGCGACUGCACCACGGAGGCCUGCCCCAGUGACAACGCUCAACAAGUCCUUUCUGAGGCUCUCAAGUCAUGCCCUAGCGGCUCUGGCUCUGAUUCCUCGUCCACUGCCUCUGGCUCAGGCUCCGACUCCAGCUCCACUUCUGAUUCUGGAUCUGGAUCUCAAACUUCCACCGGCUCUGCUAGCGGAUCAACAGACUCCAUGAUGACCGGUACCUCAAGCUCAACCGGUGGCUCCAACACCAACUCCGGCACGUCAAUGACAAAGACUGGCUCCAACACCAGCGGCAUGGGUAACAUGAGCGGCAGCGGAAGUAUGACUGCCACAGCCACUGGUUCCAUGGGCACCGGUGCCUCAACCCUCAUUACCACCACCAUUUCUGGCAUGGCUACCACAGAGACCCUGGGAGGUGACUCUGCUACUUCAACCGGCUCUGGCUCUGGCUCUGGAUCCGACUCUUCUAGCUCUGGCUCCGACUCUGGAUCUGGAUCUUCCACCACCGAUGGCUCUGGAUCUAACUCCGCUGCGCCCUCUACUAGCACUGCUGGUGCUCACCCUAUGGCCACUGUUGGCAGCGGUGCUUUCGGUGCUCUCGGUCUGGCUGCUAUGCUCGUUCUGUAA